AUGGAAACCUUGUAUAAUCAACCAGUUGUGGUAGACAAUGGAUCAGGUAAUCUCAAGGCGGGGUUUGCUGGGGAUGAUAAGCCACGUACAUAUGCAUCGGCAGUGGUGGGCAGACCGAAAUACCAAAAACUUAUGGCGGGUUCCUUGUUAGCUUCAUCUACAGGAAUAGAUUCAUCAGAUGGUGAUAUAUUUAUUGGUGAUUCGGCUCAAAACAAUAGGGGUUUAUUAAAACUCACUUACCCAAUGGAGCACGGAAUUGUGACAAAUUGGUCGGAUAUGGAGAAACUUUGGUAUCAUAUGUUUACACAAGAGCUUAAAAUUCAGCCCGAGGAGCACCCUCUACUACUCACUGAAGCACCAUUGAAUCCAAGAUCGAAUAGAGAUGCAAUGUGUCAGGUUAUGUUUGAGCAAUUUAAUGUUCCCUGUGUUUAUAUAUCCAUUCAAGCAGUAUUGGCGUUGUAUGCCUCGGGGAGGACAACCGGGGUAGUUGUUGACAGUGGUGAUGGUGUAAGUCAUGUUGUACCUGUGUAUGAAGGGUUUGCCUUACCAAGCUCUAUCAAGCGAAUGGAUAUUGCUGGAAGGGAUAUCACAACAAACUUGUCAUUCAAUAUUAGGCAAAUGUCAGGAGUUGCAUUGCAAAGUAGUUCAGAAUUGGAGAUUGUACGGCUAAUAAAAGAGCAAUGUUGUUUCAUAUCGAAGGAGCCAGAAAAGGAUGAGAAACUGUACGGUGCUUUGUAUGCAAGGAGAACGAAGGCCAGAAAUGAAUUGUUUACAACUUAUACUUUACCCGAUGGACAUGAACUACAUCUCGGAGCUGAGAAAUUUCGAGCGCCAGAGAUCCUAUUUAAUCCACAGAUUAUUGGUGACGAGAGUCCAGGGUUGCAUGAGCUUAUCUCGUUGGCAGUUGAUAAAACCGAUUUAGAUUUAAGGCCCCAGUUGUAUCAAAAUCUCUUACUAUCAGGGGGGAACACUUUGUUAAAGAACUUUGGUGAUCGAUUAUUGAAGGAAUUGAAAAGUAUGCAAACCCCCCAAUCCAGCGAGUCCACUUCCAUUUGGAACAAGUCCAAGAUUGAUGAGCUGUAUAGCACUAAAAUGAAGGUUAAAAUUUAUGCUCCACCUGAACGAAAAUAUUCAACGUGGAUUGGAGGUUCGAUACUAGCAGGUUUGUCUACAUUCAAGAAAAUGUGGGUAACUUUAGAGGAAUACAGGGACGACCCCGAUGUGGUUCAUAAGAAAUGUUUAUAG
Molecule: messenger RNA, 1245 nt
Organism: Lodderomyces parapsilosis
Lineage: Eukaryota; Fungi; Ascomycota; Pichiomycetes; Serinales; Debaryomycetaceae
Gene: ARP1
Product: actin-related protein 1
Exons: 1
Coding region: 1-1245 (414 amino acids)
Source: RefSeq, a predicted model, not a curated record